AUGACGACAACUGCAACAAUUCAAGAUUUUAAUAAUUCAAGAUUUUCCUCGACGAAAUUGUCUGAAAUUGUGACGGUAAGAUUGAUUUCGAAAUUCAAAAUGAUAUCAUUUUUUCUUCAAAAAAAAGCAAAAAGCAAUGAAAAGGGAAAGGAAAGCACUUUUCUUUGUAAUAUGAUAGUUUUUCCUUUUUGUAAAUACAAAUUUAUUCCAUAAAAAGUAAUGUACUUUUUUGGUUUACAAUUGGUUUUUGAAAAGAAAAAUUAUGGGGUUUUUUGUGAUAUUUGGGUGAAUUUAUGAAGAUGUUUUACAAAAAUGUUUAAUUUAAUUUCAAAACAAAAGAAUUUAAAUGCUGUCUGAAAAUGUAUCUUAUGUGAGGAAAUUUCAUAUUUGAUUCAAAUUUGAAAAGCUUUGUCGAAUUUCUGGAAUUUUUCAAAAGGUUCAGAAAUUCACCGCUGAUUAUAAAAUUUUCAAAAUUCUUACCAGAUUCUCCUUAUAAAUAUUCCCUUUUCUAGAUGUCUGAUUCGACUGAUUCAUCAAUAUCAAAUACUUCUCCAAUAUCUGAACAACCUGAAACAUCAGCCUCCUCACAACCUCAAAUCGAAGAUGAUGAUCCAGCUCAUGUAUAUACAAAUAUUCGAGAAAUUGAAGAUGCAAAUAGUCGACCAAUUCCACCAACUCCAAAAGAAGAUGCACAACCAAAACGAGAUUUGCAAAAUGGAUGGUUUGAAUAUGAAACUGAUUUUGGGCGCACGUUUUUCUAUAAUCAAGAUACGGGAAAAAGUCAAUGGAUUCCGCCGAGAAUGAUAAGAACACCAGCGCAAGUUCAGGCAUUUUUGAGAGCUACCAAAAGUGAUAUUGAUGAAAAAUGCACAUUUGAAGGACCAUCUUCUUCGUCGGUUUCAAGUUCUGAUGAACAAAAAGAGAAUAAAGAGGUAAUUUUGGAUUGAUUCUUGAGAAAAAGUAAGGGGACUGCUUAUAUGAUAUAAAAAAAUUUAGCUCACCUUUGAAUAUUUACAAACCCGUAAUUAAAAAUAACUUAAAAAAAUGUUUUUCUUUGAAAAAUAUAAAGUUUGUUUGAGCUUCAUCUGAUAAUAUUGGAAUUUCAUCAAAAAAAAAUCUAAUUUGCAUCGAAAAAAUUGCUCAAAAUAAUCCUGUAACACUCGAAAAAUAAGCUAUUAAAAAACAGCCCGAAUUUUAUACGUUUCAAAAAUUGUUGUUUUCAAAUUUUAUGACUUAAAAGUAGUUCAUUCAUUCAUAUUUCUUGAAUAAUAAUUCCGAAGUUAGAACAUUUAUCCCUUCUCUCAAAAUCAUAUUUCAUUUUCAGACUCUAAUCGAUUUCCGCAAAUCGUCAAUCGAAGAUGAAGAAGUUUUUGAUGAAGUUUGUGAAGAAGACGAAGAAGUUGUUGAAACUCGCGAACCCGAUGACGAUUUUUCGGAUGAUGAUUUUGAAGAAGAAUCGGAUGAUGAACAACCAAAUCAUGCAAUGAUGCCACAUCCAAAUCCAGAGAAACCAUAUUUUGUAAGUUCGAAAAGAGGUUGGCUCAGGGAGUUUUCAAAAAUUGCUUCCAAAAAUCUCCUUGAUUUCCAGAUUCCUCCGGAUGCUUCCACUCCAAUUUCUGCAUCAUCAAUAACCAGUCGAAGAAUAUCACCGACAAGUUUUCGAUCAGUUUCAUUUCAAAAUAAAUGCACAGUUUUGAAGAAUGUUCCAAUGCCACAUGUUUUGCCAACAUCUUCGAGUUUGGAUCGAACACCGGAUAGAGGAAAUUAUGAUGAUUCGGAUUGUGAAACUACGGUACGUGCUUUGGAAUUAGAAAUUUUGAAAAAUGUUAUGUUUUAAUUGAAAAAAUCUACAUCUGUAUGAACUUGCUUCAUUUACAUUUUUAACUUAAAAAUUGUAAUUCUUAUUUUUUUUUUAAUUUUGAAAAAAUGAAUGAAAUCUCUCGAUUUGAAAUUAAACUUGACAAAUUGUUUCUCUCAAAAAAUCAAGUUUAUAUUUUCCCUCUCAGUUUUCCCCCCUAUCAAUCCACUUUUUUCCAGCUCCUUUCAAAAUGCCAAGAACGUCGUGGAAGCAGUGAAAGUCGUGAACCAGUUAGAACAAUAAAAUGUGGAAGUAUGGAAAGAAGUGAUCAUAUUUCAGAUGAAAAUAUAAAAAUAAAAAAACGAGAAUGGCUCACAAAUUAUAUGUAUUUGACAAGUGCUCAUUUGAUUUUAUACAAGGAUCAAAAAAGUGCUGAGGUUGUUAGUUUUAACUUUCUUCUCGUAUAAUUUUUUUAUCAUUCAAUUAUUUUCAGAAACACGGAAAACAUUACGAUGCUCCAAUGGGUGUUUGGGAUUUGCGAGGUGCAAAAGUGACGUGGAUGAAAAAUGAGACGAAGAAAAAACGAAAAGUUAUCCAAUUGGAAUUGUUGAAUUUGACCAAGUUUUUAUUGAGAACUUCGAAUGAUUCGGAAACUUUUGAAUGGUUUAAAGCACUUGAGGAUGUUGUUAUUAAAUUGGUUAGUGCUUUUUGGGUUUUUUUUUGGUGAAAAUCCAAUAAUGUUAGAAAAAUAGAUUACAAAUCAGAUUCAAAACUCGCUAAUUUUUCCAUUCGAAAAUAAUUUUACAAGAAUUUUUUCUGAAAAAAAUUAUACAAAAUUCAGUUUUUUAACGUUUUCUCCGAUUUAGCUUUUUUUAUUUAUUCAAAAAAAAUUUCCACAUUUUUUGUACCUGAAUCACCCUAUAAGAAAAAUCGUCAAGAAUGAAAAAAAACAAAACUUAUUUUGGCAAAUUUUCGGAUAAUACUUUAAUUAUUGGGCGGAUUAUUCGUUUUUCUUUCCGCCAUGCCACACAACAUUUCACUUGUUAUUUUGUUGUUUGAAAUGUGGCAUACGGCAUAUGUUAAAGUGAGACAAUUGAGUUUGCAAAGAAGUGCUAGUGAGGUAACAUUUUUAGAGUUUUUUUUUGGAAUUUGGAUGAGGUUGUGUGAUUUUUGACGAAAAAUAUAAUUUUCAGCUCGAAAAAUCCCUAAAAAUUCUUGUAUUUUGAAAAAUUGAAUUUUAAUUUCUGAUUUCUCGAAAAAGGUUCACACAAAACGAGGCCUGAUCUGACCUUCUGAAAUGAGAUUCAAAGACAACAAGCCUACAUAAAAUUGCUCGGAUUUUAUAUGUUUCAAAAUUUUCAUGAAUACUUCCGGUGUUUUUCAUUUUUCGAUGAAGUUGAUAAAGAAAAAACAUUCACAAUAAAUUUUGUCUCUAGAAAAAAUCUAUAUUUUUGAUGAACUGAACACAUAGACUCCCUCAAUCUAAAAAAAAUCCACGUUAAAAAUUUCCUGGUUUUUAUACGUUUCAAAAUUUUUAUCAAUAGUUUCAUUGUUUUCAAUUUUUCGAUUGUCUCUCAUAGCAAAAUAGUUCAAAAUUUGUAAUUUUCCUGAAAUCUCAUGCGAGUUCUAAAAAUUAACAUUAAACAACUAAACUUUCAUAUUUUAUCCAAAAAUAAAAUCAUGUAUUUUGCAGCCAACACCUGGUUCUUCAAGUCAAUCUGUAAUCGAUUCAACAAAUGCAAGUGUUGUUAGAAAUCCAUCAUAUUUAGGAAGCACAAGACCAUUAUCACAUGCACUUAUUCCAAUGUAAGUUUUUGAAGAAUGGAUUCUGGUAGAAAAAUGGUUAGAGCAUAAUUUUGAAUAAUCAGAAAGUCUUAAAAAUUUAGAAUUUUGACACAAAAAAGUUUUGCGUAUAGUUUUGAAACUUGGGAACUACGAAUCCAAUUGAUGUGUGGUUUUUCGACAUUUGCUGAAUCGCAUUCAGCCCCAUAACGCUGAAAAUCAAGUUUUUAAAGCUCAAAUCAAUUCUUUGUUUUUGCAGUUCUCGAAGUAUUCGUCGACGCGAUGAUCCAAUGUCACAAUCAGCAAUCGAACCAUCUUCAUCUACAUCAAAUUCAGCAUCUGGAACUGUUGUUGAAGAAUCUCGACCAUCAAAAGAAACGAUACUCGAAAAAUUGAGACGAUUCUUCAGAACUCGACCAACUGUUGAAACUUUGAAAGAGAAGGGAAUUUAUAAACGUGAGUUUUUUUUUGAACAUUCCAGAAUUCUAGACCUAUUUUUUUAGCUGAACCAGUAUUUGGAUCAACUCUUGCAAUCAUUUGCCAACACGAAUCAUCAUUUGUUCCGAAAUUUAUUCGUGUUAUAACUGAAGUUAUCGAAAGUAAAGGAUUAGAAACUGAUGGAAUAUAUCGAGUUAGCGGAAAUCUGUCUGCAGUUCAGAAAAUUCGUUGUCAAGCAGAUCAAGAUAAUUAUAAAGCAUUGGUUGCCGAAGAAGAUAUUCAUGUUUUGACUGGAGCACUCAAGUUGUUUUUCCGAGAAUUGGGAGAACCAUUGUUUCCGAUUGCGUUGCAUAAAGAAUAUACAUCAGCAAUGCGUGAGUGUUUUUUGGAUUUCGGGAAUAGGGGGAUGGUUUGGAAUUCUUCAGUUCCCAGAUAAAUAUCCCAAGGAAAGUUAUAACAAUGUUCAACAUUUUUAAUUCUGUAGCAGAAAGUUUUCUUUCAGAAAUCGCCUAAAAUACGAAAAAUUACCUUUUUUUUAGUUUCUCAUCUGAAAAAUUUCUCUAAUUAACGUUUUAUGAAACUUGAAUAGCUUGAAACUUACUCAUUCGACCAUGUUGAACGAAAUCUGACCUCAAAGAAUGUGGUUUGAAUUUUUUUUUUUGGAAAAUUAAAGAAAUUCUUUUCCAUCAUGCACCCUCAAUUUUUCUUUUUCAGAAACUCCGAACGCAACAAGUCGUUUCAAAAAAUUUGAGGAACUUCUGAAUCGACUUCCGAAUGAAAAUCGCGAAACUCUCAAAGUGUUACUUCGCCAUUUGAAUAGGUAAUUUCAUCUUUUCUUUUUCUUUUUUUCUAUAAAUUAAUCUACCUCCCAAUUCUGCAGAGUCUCCUCACAUUCCUCACAAAAUCGAAUGCAGCAACACAAUUUGGCGAUUGUUUUCGGUCCGACACUUUUUCAUAAUGGAGAUGGAGCAAAUGCGAUCAAUGGAAAGAAUGGGAAAAAAGCGGCGAAGAAGGGAAAAACUGGAAAAAAGGUAAGGAAAUUUUGAAAUAAACUUUGAGGAUAGAAUUCACCUGAAAAUUUGCUAUAAAUUUGACGAAUUUUCGUGAGAAAAUCUUGAGAAUUCACCUAAAAAUUAAUUGUAUUUUCUCUAAAACCUAUCUUGAGAUUUUUGCUCUCGCUAAAUUUUAAAAAUGAAAAUCCAAGCUCUGUGAAUUUUCUUCCGAACUAUUUUCAAUAGAGAACUCUUAGAUUCAAGAUGAAAAUUUUCCGUAAUCAAUCGAAACUACACAAAAAAUGUGCCUAUUUUAUAGCCCCAAACCCUCGCACUCAUUCCCAAAAAAUGUAUUCAAAUUUUAUAUUAUUUACAGGAUGAUCCAGUUUCGGCUGCUCAAGUUCAAUCAAAUUCUCAUUUGGCUUUUAGUAUGAUAAUGCAAUCACAAAUAGUCCAAUAUUUACUCGAAUCGGCCAACAAAUUUGAUAUUUUAAAAUCACCAAUAAAUUAUGGUCGACAAUAA
Caenorhabditis angaria is the source of this 5533-nucleotide messenger RNA. Lineage: Eukaryota; Metazoa; Nematoda; Chromadorea; Rhabditida; Rhabditidae. The record is from the annotation of a GenBank genome assembly.